AUGCCUGAUUGGGGACCGGUUUUUGUCGCGGUGACGCUUUUUGUGUUGCUGACUCCGGGACUGCUGAUUCAAGUUCCUGGGAGAGGUCGAGUGGUUGAGUUUGGAACGUUUCAGACAAGUGGUCUCUCGGUUAUUGUUCAUACUCUUAUUUACUUCACUCUUGUUUGUAUUCUCUUGCUUGCUCUCCAAAUUCACAUUUGUAACCUUUUUUCUACUUCAAUGGCGGAUUGGGCUCCAGUUCUCGUCGGCGUGGUCCUGUUCGUGAUUCUCUCACCGGGACUUCUCUUCUCAUUACCUGGUAACAACCGCACCGUAGAUUUCGGUGGCCUCAAAACCAACGGCAAAGCCAUCGCUGUUCACACUCUCAUCUUCUUCGCCAUUUACACCAUUUUAAUCCUCGCCCUCAAUCUCCACAUCUACACUGGCUGA
Arabidopsis thaliana (thale cress) is the source of this 429-nucleotide messenger RNA. RefSeq lists its product as uncharacterized. The coding region runs from base 1 to 429 and encodes 142 amino acids. Lineage: Eukaryota; Viridiplantae; Streptophyta; Magnoliopsida; Brassicales; Brassicaceae. The transcript is spliced from 2 exons. The record is from RefSeq and is marked reviewed.